Messenger RNA from Leptosomus discolor (cuckoo roller), 1380 nucleotides. The record is from RefSeq and is a predicted model, not a curated record. NCBI's taxonomy places the organism in Eukaryota, Metazoa, Chordata, Aves, Leptosomiformes, Leptosomidae.
UCUGCAGAAUUCUUCGAAAUGCUGGAAAAAAUGCAGGCACCAAAACUUGAAGAACAGAGAACUGGAAGCCAAAAACAUAAGGAAGACUACAUCCCGUACCCCAGUAUCGAUGAGAUCCUCGAGAAGGGCAGCCCGUACCCGCUGAUCAUCCUGCCCCAGUUCGGGGGCUACUGGAUCGAAGACCCUGAAAACCUCGGCACGCCCACCUCGUCCGACAGCAGCAUCUGCGAGGAGGAGGAGGAGAACCUCAGCCCCAGCACCUAUGGCUACAAGCUGGAGUGCAAAGGAGAGGCCAGAGCCUACAGAAAGCAUUUCCUGGGGAAGGAUCAUUUGAAUUUUUAUUGCACAGCCAGCAGCCUUGGAAAUCUGAUCCUUUCUAUUAAGUGUGAGGAGGCAGAUGGCACUGAAUAUUUAAGGAUUAUACUCAGGUCCAAAGUGAAGACGUUGCAUGAAAGGAUCCCCCUGGCAGGGUUCAGCAAGCUCCCUAGUAUCCCCCAGAUUGCAAAGGCCUUCUGCGACGAUGCCUCCGGGCUGAAGUUUAACCCAGUUCUGUACCCUAAGGCAUCCCAGAUGAUAGUGUCUUACGAUGAGCAUGAGGUCAACAACACGUUCAAGUUCGGUGUGAUCUAUCAGAAGUUCAGGCAGACCCAAGAGGAGGAGCUGUUCGGCAAUAAUGAAGAGAGCACUGCCUUCAAGAACUUCUUAAGUUUUCUGGGAGACACCAUAACACUCCAGGACUUCAAAGGUUUUCGAGGAGGUCUGGAUGUCAGCCACGGGCAGACGGGAGCAGAGUCUGUGUACACGGUGUUCAGGGAGAGGGAGAUAAUGUUUCACGUCUCUACGAAGCUGCCUUAUACCGAAGGAGACACACAACAACUCCAGAGGAAGAGGCACAUUGGCAAUGACAUCGUAGCGAUUAUCUUCCAAGAAGAGAACACGCCGUUUGUCCCAGACAUGAUCGCCUCCAACUUCUUGCACGCCUACAUCGUGGUGCAGGUGGAGAACGCCGAGGCAGAUAACACGGCGUACAAGGUGUCGGUCACGGCCCGGGAAGACGUCCCCUCCUUCGGCCCGCCCCUGCCGAGCCCACCAGUAUUCCAGAAGAGCCCCGAGUUCCGGGAGGACCGGACACGGGCCGCCUUGUUGGACAACCUUCACGACGAGCUCCAUGGGCACACGCAGACCAUGCUGGGGCUGGGGCCAGAGGAGGACAAGCUGGAGAACGGGGGUCACGGAGGCUUUCUGGAGUCUUUCAAGGGUGUCCCGGGGCAGGCGGUGAGUUCCGUGGUCCGGGCUGCGCUGCGUUUGCCCGGCCACCUCGGGACCGCGCUGCUGGGCUGCACCCUGGCCUACGUCCUCCACCGCGCGCUGUCAGAGUGA